Zychaea mexicana is the source of this 1742-nucleotide messenger RNA. Its product is annotated as RuvB-like 1. Gene Ontology annotation, molecular function: ATP binding; DNA helicase activity; ATP hydrolysis activity. Gene Ontology annotation, biological process: regulation of transcription by RNA polymerase II; chromatin remodeling; box C/D snoRNP assembly. Gene Ontology annotation, cellular component: NuA4 histone acetyltransferase complex; Ino80 complex; Swr1 complex. The coding region runs from base 194 to 1585 and encodes 463 amino acids. Lineage: Eukaryota; Fungi; Mucoromycota; Mucoromycetes; Mucorales; Lichtheimiaceae. The transcript is spliced from 5 exons. The record is from RefSeq and is a predicted model, not a curated record.
GUCGCAUUAUACCUUACUUUAGUAGAUUGCACUUAUCGAGCUUGUCCAUGUGUCUAAGCAUUUUCUGCUCCGCCUGUGUUGCUGCUGCUUCCGGCACGAAAAAAAAAAUAAUUUUGGCGCUUUUAUACGACACGCAUUUUUCUUUUAUUUUCACGAUCUUUUUCGUUCCCAACGACAUAUACAUUUUUUAAAAAUGACAUCAACAAACAACAGCAUGCGAAUUGAACAAGUCAAAAGCGCACCACGCGAACAACGUGUUGCUGCUCAUUCACACAUUAAAGGAUUGGGUCUAAAUGAAGACGGAUCUGCUGUACACACACUUGGCGGCUUUGUUGGUCAAGAGCAAGCACGCGAGGCCAGCGGCAUCAUUGUAGAAUUAAUCAAGUCCAAAAAAAUGGCAGGUCGAGCACUAUUGUUCGCUGGCGCGCCUGGCACGGGUAAGACCGCCAUUGCGUUAGCCAUUUCACAAGAACUCGGACCCAAGGUGCCAUUCCGACCCAUUGUUGGAUCCGAAGUCUACUCUUCCGAAAUCAAAAAGACCGAGGUGUUGAUGGAGAAUUUCCGACGCGCGAUUGGGUUGCGUAUCAAGGAAACCAAAGAAGUGUAUGAGGGUGAGGUGACGGAAUUGACGCCCGAAGAGACCGAAAAUCCAUUGGGUGGUUAUGGCAAGACGAUUUCGCAUGUCAUUAUUGGAUUAAAGACCGUCAAGGGCACAAAACAGCUCAAACUGGACCCGAGUAUCUUUGAGUCGAUUCAGAAAGAACGCGUUAUGGUCGGUGAUGUCAUUUAUAUUGAAGCCAAUACUGGUGCAGUCAAACGUGUUGGUCGGUCGGAUGCGUUUGCGACAGAAUUCGAUCUGGAGGCAGAAGAGUAUGUUCCCUUGCCAAAGGGCGAUGUGCAUAAAAAGAAGGAAGUCAUUCAAGACGUGACGUUGCAUGAUUUGGAUGUUGCAAAUGCUAAACCUCAGGGUGGCCAAGAUAUCAUGUCGAUGAUGGGACAGCUGUUGAAGCCAAAAAAGACGGAAAUCACGGAUAAGUUACGACGAGAAAUCAACAAGGUGGUCAACAAGUACAUCGAUCAAGGCAUCGCUGAGCUGGUUCCGGGUGUGCUGUUCAUUGAUGAGGUUCACAUGCUGGAUAUUGAAUGCUUUACCUAUCUCAACCGAGCCCUUGAAUCGCCUUUAUCACCUAUUGUCAUUUUUGCCACCAACAGAGGCAUGUGCACGAUCCGUGGCACCGAGGAUAUCAUAGCUCCUCAUGGUAUUCCUAUCGACUUACUCGACCGCCUCCUGAUCGUCCGCACACUUCCAUACACCAUUGACGAAAUCAAGACGAUUGUUGAGAUUCGAGCACGAACGGAAGGUUUGACAGUAGAGGAAUCUGCUGUAGAUCACAUUGCUGAAACUGGCGUCAACACGUCAUUGAGAUAUGCGGUACAACUCUUGACACCUGCUAGCGUACUGUCACAAAUCAAUGGUCAUGAAAGCAUAGCGUUGGAUGAUGUCCGGGAAGUGGAUGAUUUGUUCUUUGACGCGAAAAAGUCUGCAAAGCAUUUGGUAGAACAGGAUUCACAAUUUAUCGUAUAAAAAUACACAUACGCUUCUUCUUCUUCUACCUUAUUUGAUUGUCAUACAUAAAAGAAAAAAAAUUACAUAUAAACAAACAAUCAAAAUCAAUCAACCUUUCCCCCCCUCUUUCUCUUUCGCUUUCUUUUCUCUCUCUCUCUCUCUCUCUCUUUCUAAC